UAGUAGAAUUGCUCUGUUGUUCUCAGAGAGCGCCAACAGCAGCGAUCAAAGCUGCUCGGGUCUUUUGACACAACGUUAUUAUUGCAGACGACGUACAGACAUAAUAGUUAGAGGGUUGAAAAUAUCAUCGAGAAGAAAUUAUUCUAAUAAUAUCCUGUCGCUUUUCAUUCGUGUUGAAAAAAUUGGCUCAUUUUCAUCCGUCGCUACGGCAGUGAACGAAAACAAUGUUUUCCCGGUUUCAACUUUUUUGCGCCGGAAUACCGCAGAGAUGGGUUUUUGCAGUGAUGGGAUUUUUGGCGGUUACGAACGCAUACACGAUGCGAAUUUGCCUAUCACUCGCCAUAACCGAAAUGGUUAGUACGUCCGCAACCUCGGCGAAUGAUACGAGCCUUGACGAUACUUGUCCAGAUCUCGAUUCUAGCACAUCGAGUAACAGCAGCAGCAGCAGCGGUACUUUCGAGUGGAGCGAAUAUACACAGGGUAUAAUCCUGUCCUCGUUCUUCUGGGGCUACAUAAUAACUCAGUUACCCGGCGGAGUGCUGGCCGACAAAUUCGGGGGCAAGUACACCCUGGGCCUGGGGAUAUUUUCGACAGCUGUUUUCACCCUCCUGACGCCGGUGGUGGUGGAGACCUUCGACGCGACGGGCCUGAUUGUCCUACGAUUUCUGAUGGGCCUUGGCGAGGGCACGACUUUCCCGGCUGUGAACGUCCUGAUAGCCCAAUGGGCGCCGCCGCACGAACGUUCGAAAAUUGGGACCGUCGUUAUGACGGGAGCGCAGGUUGGAACGGUGCUGGGAACAGCGCUGUCCGGGAUUUUGAUACGAUACUCGUCUCUGGGCUGGCCGACGGUCUUCUACGUCUUCGGGGGCUUCGGCGUGCUCUGGUUCUUCGUCUGGCUCUUUCUCUGCUACAGCACGCCUGCUACGCAUCCCUUCAUUACCGACCGAGAGAAGCACUACCUCCACGAGACUAUGAACGAGCACACGCACAAGCGCGGAGGCCCGACGCCGUGGGCCCGUAUUCUACGUUCGGGUCCGCUGUGGGCCUUGGUCGCCGGUAAGGUAGGGCACGACUGGGGCUUCUACACGAUGGUUACCGACCUACCGCUCUACAUGAGCAACGUCCUGAAGUUCUCGAUACAGGCGAACGGGUUCCUAUCGGCUUUGCCGUACGUCGUCAUGUGGAUAGCUAGCAUCGCCUCGUCGUGGCUCGCCGACUGGCUCAUUAAACGUGAGAAAAUCGGCAUAACGAACGUGCGAAAGAUAUGCACGACCAUAGCAUCGGUCGGGCCCGCCAUUUUCAUAAUCGCCGCAUCGUACGCCGGCUGCGACCGCACCGUCGUCGUAGUUCUCUUCACCCUCGGCAUGGGUCUGAUGGGCCCGUUCUACCCCGGCAUGAUGGUAAACGCCAUAGACCUCAGUCCCAACUAUUCGGGGACCCUGAUGGCAAUCGUAAACGGAAUCGGCGCGAUUGCGGGAAUCCUCGCUCCCUAUGCCGUCGGUGUACUGACGCCUAAUCAGACCGUCGGCGAGUGGAGGGUCGUCUUUUGGAUAACUUUUGUCGUAUUUUUCGUAUCAAAUUUAGUUUUCGACAUUUGGGCAGACGGCGAGGUUCAACCGUGGAACGAUCCUACGGAGGAAAUUGAACGACAGGCGAGGAAGGAGAUCGAGAGUAAAAAUGAACAGGGUGUCGCUAAUUACGGUCAGACGAGAAACGACGGCGACGUCGUUACGUGAACAACGACAUUUUGUCGAUCAUUGUUAUAUUUUCCUUAAACUCGCUAAAAUAACGAAUAAAUCAUCAUCGUCGUCGUUAAUAUGAUUUAAGUUAUUCAAACUUUUGUUUUUUUUUUUGUUUUUUUUUUUAACUCAUCGCAAGAACGCAUCAACCGCUUAGCCAUUUAUAAAUGAUAAUAGACAUACGUAAUUAUAUUGUGCUCGCAUCCGUUAUACAUACUAGUCACUUAUACUGGAAUAAUUUUCGUCAUGUUUCCAAUUUCAUCUAUAUGUUUGCAUGAUAAUCAUUAAAUGCCGUACUUGUUGUACUUCUCGGUUUUCCAACUUUCGUUCCCGAUGAAACUGAUCGGUUGGUUAGGAAAACUGGCCAAUUUUUGGCGGACUGCAAUUAUGAAGGAAAAAAAAAAAAAAAUUAACGAAAUGAAAUGAAACAAUUUAUAAAGAAUGAUUAUUAGAAUCCGAUAUUCACGGUUAUACGGUUUUCGACCUACUCAGUUUAGUACGACUACUAGA
Molecule: messenger RNA, 2249 nt
Organism: Neodiprion virginianus
Lineage: Eukaryota; Metazoa; Arthropoda; Insecta; Hymenoptera; Diprionidae
Product: putative inorganic phosphate cotransporter
Exons: 3
Coding region: 225-1736 (503 amino acids)
Biological process (GO): monoatomic anion transport; transmembrane transport
Cellular component (GO): membrane
Molecular function (GO): transmembrane transporter activity
Source: RefSeq, a predicted model, not a curated record